This is a messenger RNA of Sceloporus undulatus (fence lizard), 2742 nucleotides long. It is a transcript of the gene ST6GALNAC2, whose product is annotated as ST6 N-acetylgalactosaminide alpha-2,6-sialyltransferase 2. The record is from RefSeq and is a predicted model, not a curated record. The transcript is spliced from 10 exons. NCBI's taxonomy places the organism in Eukaryota, Metazoa, Chordata, Lepidosauria, Squamata, Phrynosomatidae. Gene Ontology annotation, molecular function: sialyltransferase activity. Bases 701 to 1915 code for a protein of 404 amino acids.
GCUGCUGCUGCUGCUGCUCAGAGUGGAGGAGCUUCGGGAGAAGGAAGGAGGCCCCCUCCUGGCUCCUGGGGCGGAGUGGCCCCCUCCCCUGGAAGCCCGACCACUGAGUGGUGCCUCCUCCUUCUCCUCAGGGCUUCAGGCAGCCUCCAGGGAGGAAGCCCCGCCGAGGAGAGCAGCCAGAGCCAGAGCCAGAGGGCGGGAGGGGCGUCGGGCGGGCUUUGUUAGCGCACCAUCCUGGCCCAGCCCCAGCCGGGAGGAGCCCCCACAAAAAGCCCCCCCCGAGAGCCGCGCCACGCCGCGCCGCUCCUCCAGCCGCCUCCCCGCACCAGAGGCACGCCGGGCAGCAAGGAAACUAGACCUCUCCUCUAGGCACCGGCGCUGGAAAGGAACACCACACUGGGAAGAAAACUAGACCUCCUCCAGGAAUCUGGGCUGGAACAUACCACGCCGGGCAGAAAACUGGACCUCCUUCAGGCUUCUAGGCAGAAAACUAGAUCUCCCCUAGGCAUCUGGGUUGGAAAAAGCCACGCCGGACGACAAACUAGAUCUCCUCCGCCGGGCAGCUGGGCUGCAAAGAGCCACGUCGGGCAGAAAACUAGAGCUCCUCCGGGCAUCUAGGCAGAGAAGAGCCCCGCCGGGCAAGGAAGCUCGAGCUCCUCCGGGCCCCUGAGCCGGCCCUGCUGGCCUGAGCUGCGGCGGGAUGGGUCUUCCUCUGCGGGGGAGGCGGGGGUGCCUGCUGGCCCUGCUGGCCCUGGCCCUCUCCUCGGUCCUCUUCUUCGGCCACUUCUACGGCCCCGAGGAGCCCCGGCGCAGCAGACUGCUACAGCAGGAGACGCUACAGCUGGCACAAGCAGAAUUGCCCCGUGAUGUCAGGAGCCAUGACCUGACUGGAGACAGUAUCAUGAAGAGACGUUGUUCUAAGGGAAGCCAAAUCAAUGAUUCAUCUAAGGGAGAAAGCCUUUGUCAUUCUAGGGAGAAGUCCAGUUUGUGCCCCUGGUCAUUGAAGUCAAAAGUGAAGAGUGAUCCCACGUUGGGAAGGCAAUUUGAUUUUGAUGGUCCUGUGCUGAUGUGGAGUCAUCACUUCACCGCAGAGGCGUGGGACAGGCUGAAGGAACGCAGGGUCCCCUAUGGCUGGCAUGGCUUGCCAUAUGCAGUCAUUGCAUCCACGGUGCAGCUCCUCAAUGACUCUGCCAACAGCAGGCUCUUCAACAAGACCACCUCCCCUGAUGGCUGCAUUCGCUGUGCUGUGGUUGGAAAUGGGGGAAUUUUGAAUGGAUCCCAUCAAGGCAAGGAAAUAGAUGCUCAUGACUUUGUCUUCAGGCUUAAUGGAGCAGUGACCAAGGGCUUUGAGGAAGAUGUUGGAACAAAGACUUCUUUCUAUGGUUUCACAGUAAACACUAUGAAGAACUCCCUUAUCGCUUAUGCAGAGUAUGGCUUCACACAGAUCCCAAAGUCCAAGGAUAUACAGUACAUUUUCAUUCCCUCGGAUGUACGAGAUUACUUAAUGCUGAAAUCUGCCAUCCUGGGAAUCCCUGUUCCAGAGGGCUAUGAUAAGGGUGACAAGCCACAAAAAUACUUUGGACUUGAUGCAUCUGCGGGAAAGUUCAAGUUGCUACACCCAGAAUUCAUGUAUUAUCUGACAGAAAGGUUUUUAAAAUCAGAAAUAAUUAACACCCAAUAUGGGCAUCUCUACAUGCCCAGCACUGGAGCAAUUAUGCUUUUAACAGCUCUGCAUACUUGUGAUCAGGUUAGUGCCUAUGGCUUCAUCACAGACAAUUACAAGACGUUUUCAGAUCAUUACUAUGAACACCAGAAGAAGCCCUUGGUCUUCUAUGCCAACCAUGAUAUGCUCUUAGAGGCUGAGCUUUGGAAGAGCCUACACCAGGUUGGCAUCAUGAAACUUUAUCAGCGGUGAAGGCAGUGCAUUGUACGGACAAGGAAGGGGUUGGGCAGCUGUGUCAGCAGUCUGGUGGUCCACAGAUCUUUUACUUUCACGAGGAUCGAGGACAAAACUAAUAACCUGCAAGAACUAUCAGUACACAAGGAACUACCAACUGAUUAAUCCAUGGGGCUCUUUCACAUAGGAUUUGGUCAACAGUAAUAAAUAUACCAAUCCACACUAGACGAAAAGCCCAUCCAGUGUGAUUAUCCAAUGUAGAGAGGAAAUACGACAGCAUAGCUGCCACAAAAUCCAGGACUGGAUUGGCAGGAAAAUGGACAAAACCAUUUGUUAACUACUCUGUUGCUUGUGCACUUUCAGUGAUGCCUUCAUGAGGCAUUCAGUUGCAAUUUUGUCUGGACACAAGAAGAAUUAUGUAAAGUUUUUGUCAUUAUUCUAGUCUUCUUCAUUGAGAAGGCUGAUGAAAAACAUUGUCAAAAGGGGGCAAAGAGUCUGGAAUAUACUGUAUGAUCUCAAUGUUUACCCUUGCUGGGGACUACAAAGCUUUGCUCAAAGCUGGCAAUAACACAAUGGAGCAACCACUGUCUACUCAGACCUACUGUACUCAGAAUGGCUCUCUUUUUCAAAACAGCUAUCUAUGGCAGGCCCCCAGGGGAUACAGUGUUAUUCCAGGGGGACAAGUUUUGAUAGUGUGAGAUGGGACAGAUGGAAAAGUCAUUGUUUUCCAACAAGAAUGGUAGAUCUUCCAUCACCUUUUAAAAUGGAUUUGCAACUACAUCCCCAGUGGUAGUGUGGUAGUGGCUGCUGCGGCAGAAGCUGCUACUAGUAAAUCAACAGCUGGU